Messenger RNA from Eupeodes corollae, 1038 nucleotides. Its product is annotated as kinetochore protein Spc25-like. NCBI's taxonomy places the organism in Eukaryota, Metazoa, Arthropoda, Insecta, Diptera, Syrphidae. The record is from RefSeq and is a predicted model, not a curated record. The coding region runs from base 124 to 699 and encodes 191 amino acids. The transcript has 4 exons.
UCAUUUGACAUUUCGUCUUAUUUUCAAAUUGACAGCUAGUUUGUAAACAAAAUUUCAGUUAAAUAAUUUUUAAAAUAAAUUAUGAAACACUAGAUGUGAAAAAGUUAAGAAAACAUACAUAAAAUGGUAAAUGAAUCAGAAUGUUCUAAGAAAUUUAAAAAGAUUGCCGAUCGAUCUACGGCUUCAGCAAAAAAAGAAAUUCGUAUUGCUAAGGAAUAUAGUAAAUUAUGGACAAACUACUCCGCAAUCAAUGAAAUAGUUGGUGAAAGGACGAACAAUUUAAAUUCACUCAACUUAAUUGUGAGGAAGAAAACGCAAAAAGUUGAAGCUCUCAAAGAGAUUCAAGAAGAACGUGAUGCUGAGUUGAAAAAAGUUCAAGAAGAGAUCGAAGUGUUACAGGAGAAAAAUCAAGAUCUUCACAACAAUCAACCAGGAUCUGACAACAAAAACUCUCCAGUUGAAAAACUACUCCAAAUGAGCCUAAUAAAACUUUGCACCAUGACUCACAUCAGUGACAAAGCACCACACCUUAUUCGAGGAUUCACCGCCAACACACAAAAUUCCAAGAUAUUCCCCUUUGAGAUCGAUCUUGGUCCAAAGACAAAGACUGAAAUCGAAGACACACUUUGGGAAAAUGUACAUCGAUCCAGUGAUCAUGCCAAAGAAUGGGAAGCUUUGUUCAGUUCUUCAUCAGAAUAAAUUUUACGUUAGUUAUAGUUAUAAGAUAAAUUUGAAUAAGUGUGUUUGAAAACACUAAAACUCGUUAAGAGUUAGAGUAUAUAAUUAUAAUUAAACCAACUGUUAAGAAUAUUAGGCAACAAAUAAUUGUUUGAAAGUUUUUCCUACAAUGCAAUUAAUGUUUAGAAUUUAAAGUUUAAGACUCAAUUUUGGAGCUUGAUAGCUUUUGUUCAAGCUUUCAAUAUUUUCUUUUUAAAUCAAUGAUACAGAAAGAAAUAAAAAAUCUCUAUAAUCCAAACUACCUUACCGUUCAACACAAAUUUUAUUGGAUUGUUUUAAGCGAGGGUUCCGUUUUGUCUU